GUAGUAGGUUCUCUACGCGUAUUUUGUUUACAGUUUAAAAUAAAUUAAAAUGAGUUCACGUUGAAACUAGAAAUGCAUUUUAAAACAAAAUUCAGCAAUAGGCAUACUUAAGGGGUUCUUUUGCUCGUUUUUUGAAACGUUGUCACUUUACGCGGAAGAAUACAUGCUCUGCUGCUGUCUGACGCGGGGCGCGAUUUCAACAAGUUUUCGAAUGUUGUGCCUGUUUUAACAGUGUUUUAAUGAAUUUUAUGUUGUAUACAUUUAUCACUUUCGCCAGUUUUACAAGAGCAUGGCUGCCAUCGAGAUGAACACCACCACCACUGGGGGAGUUACAGAGGUGACCAUGAUGCCCUCCUCAGAACAGGAUUGCACUGAUGCUUCAAGUGACACUUUGCCGCCAUUGAAUUUCUUGCACAUCACACCUUCACAUUUUGGCAUCUCUGUGCAGAGUUUCACUCCAGUGUCCUCGCUAUCAAAGUGCAAAGAUAAAUCUCGUCUUGCAGAAUUGAAGGCAAGGCGACGGUCAAGUGUCGGAGUCAGGGGAUCUCCAACAACAAACUCCCUCAUUCGCUUCAUGGCACAGCAGAAGAUGAUGACGCCACCAGCCCAACGAACUGCAGAGUUUGUCCAAAGUAGUCACUUCCUUUCCCAGCCCACUUCCACCCUGAGGCAGAAGAUGGCCUCCUUCCAAAACCUGAUUGAAGCUGAGGAAACUGAAGUCUGUGAUCUGAUGUCAAAGCAGGACAGCGACACAAGAGGAUGCAUCAAGACAAGAGUUGAUCUGUCCGAUGUGGAAUGUCCUGAUGGAGAGAAGGAAAAUCAUCCACCCAGCAAGAAGAAGAGGCUUGUGGGUCCUUGUGAGGGCUGCGAGGUGGAGAUUAGCAGGGCCAGCUCUCCCAUCCUCCACACCACUUUGAAGGAGCAGGAGGAGAGCUGCUAUGAACGCUCCGUCCGACAGCAGCAUGAGAACCCGGCAACGACCCCACCAGCCCAGCCUGCCUCUCUCUUCCCUUCCGCUCUGGAGAUGAAGCCCACAGGUGGGAACAACUCUUCUGACACCACUGUUAUUAAAAAGAAGAAGAAGCAGGUGCGCUUUGGAGGUCCACUUUCUCCUCAGGUUUUUGACCAGUCCAUGCCCCCCAACACCCCGUUACAGAAGGGGGGUACUCCGGCCCGGCCACCCACACCAGGUGAAGGCCUUCAACCACGCUCAGUGCUGAAGACGCCUCAGUGGAAUGGACCACAGUCGCCCCAAACUCAACCAGAUUUCAGUCCCACUGUGUUUGGGGCCUCACCAACACUUGUGAUGCCACGCUGUGCAAGAAUGAGAUCUGUAGGAGGUGAUGAUGCAGAGUACUAUGGAAAGAUUCCUUUGCUGUCUUUUGAAGAGGUUGACUGUGCUGUGAUCAACAAUACAGAAUCUAGCUCAGACCCAGAGCCGCUAAAUUUAGGGGGCGACUUCCAGAAGGAGUCCAUUUCUCAAACCUUGUCAGAUGUUCUGUCUGGUUCUGAGGUCGCAUCCAGCCUGCCCCCACAACUGCACAGUGCGGACGAGCUUCCAUUCCUGCCCAUGAUGAAGCAGCUCGACUUUGACGUUCAAGCUGAGUCUUGUACCCAGAAGAAAAAGUUGGAACCAGAAUGUGAAACUGCAACUGAAACUGAAACUCCAACUCGGCCCAGCAUGCAAAAGAGAAAGCGAGAACAGAUUGAACCUGUGAAGAGGUCGUCACGCACUGCAGCCAAGUCGGCCUGCGAGAAGAUGAAGAAGACCUCCAAACAGACGUGCCAGUGGCGCAAAGCUGUGGACCGCUCGUUAUACGGGGCUCGGAAAUUUGCCUCAAAGAACCCAGACCUGAGCCCGAUCACAGAGAGCUUGUUCUUCCUCGGCCCGUCUUCUUCAUGCAGAUGGUCUCCUUCAAAGAGUUACACAGCGACCUCACAUCAGAACCUACAGCGUCCUGAUGUGUCCGCGCCUGUGGCUGCAGAGCUGACAGACAGCAGUUCGUCAUUCACAGACAACACUCAUGACGUAAGUGACGUCUCAUUAUCCCACUUCAAGACAAGAAGCAAAGCAGGGAGAAAAAGGCGGAGCUCCGGGCCGAGCAAGGCGGCAAAAGGAGGGAGAAGGAAGAUGAGUGUUAUGGAGGAGCUGAGUGAGGAGUCCGGUGACCAGCAGGAGACAGAAAAACAGACACACGAGGUCUGUGAGUUUCAGUCUGCUGCAAACGUAGACAGAUCAGAGGACACACCACCAGAACCCACUGCAGCCCCAGGCCAGCGUGCUGAGCCUCGUCCCCAGACUCCAGUGAGCACUGAUGACACCGCCGCAGGUGUCACAGGUCAUGAUGCAUCCACCUCUGUCUGCUCACCACUAGGUGCCAUCUUGAGCAACAUUUCAGCAACGCUAAGCAGCCAAAUACAGUCAGCACAGACAGACGGUAAGUCCACCCCGAGCAGAGGAACACACAGUAGGAGAUCUAUGUACAGGCCACACCCACAAGAGCAGGAGAACCAGCCAGAGCCGCAAGUGGCCAACGAGGUCGUGGAGCAUGAGCGUGACCCCGACACCCCACCAGAGGUGGGGUUAGCUGGUUUAGGCCUUGCCCCCUGGCAGGCUGACUUCAAUCUUGAAGAUGUGUUCAAGCCUGUAGCUGCAAGAGGGCAGCGCUCAGUGCGCCGCAGCCUGAGGAACCAGAACAACACAGAUGAUGGCGCCACCAGUUCAGGUCUCACCUGGUUGCCCUGGAUAUCUCCCGACGUGACAAAAAAGAGCCGCAGGAGGACAAGGGGCCGGCGCAUCAGUGACGCCACACCAGUCCAGCCGGAGCUCCUCCAGGAGACACCAGACGACCCUCCGCUGGACAGCCUUUACGUGUCACUCUCAUGAGACACUCUCAGCUUCUUCUGGUUAGUUCACAUAACAUUGUGAUGCUCGUCUGUGCCGUUAAAUUAAAAGGCUGCAGUUUGGUUUUUAUUGCAAAUGUUAAUUAUUGAGUUUCUGAGUCAGUUCUCACAGCCAAAACAGUAACCAACCGCGUUUCCUUCCAGUAACCAAGUCACCCAGCACACCGUCCUCUGUGCCGCUCGGUACCCAGCCACCCACGUGGUCAGCUUACUGUCACUCUCACACUCUGCUGUUUUUGUUUUGUUUGUCUAGUGUUGUUUACUGGAAGGAAACGGUCUGACCGCGGUGAGGAAGCAGUGUGACGUUUCCCUCUGCAGCCGUCCUCACUUCUGCUUCAUUGAAAUUUUAUCCUUUUUUUUAAGAUCCUGUCAAAAUGCACGAAUAGGUCCAAUCAGAAUAAAAAUGUUCACAAAAUACCUGAAACUAAAAAUGCUGUUUUAAUCAGAAGUGUUAACGAGCUUCAUGAAAAUAUGUCAGUGUUUUGAUUUUGAUUAAACACGUUGGUUGCAUGUAAAACCACCA
Molecule: messenger RNA, 3427 nt
Organism: Thalassophryne amazonica
Lineage: Eukaryota; Metazoa; Chordata; Actinopteri; Batrachoidiformes; Batrachoididae
Gene: cdca2
Product: cell division cycle associated 2
Exons: 14
Coding region: 290-2887 (865 amino acids)
Biological process (GO): regulation of chromosome segregation; regulation of mitotic nuclear division
Cellular component (GO): nucleus; chromosome
Source: RefSeq, a predicted model, not a curated record